Molecule: messenger RNA, 623 nt
Organism: Aspergillus welwitschiae
Lineage: Eukaryota; Fungi; Ascomycota; Eurotiomycetes; Eurotiales; Aspergillaceae
Exons: 1
Coding region: 96-320 (74 amino acids)
Source: RefSeq, a predicted model, not a curated record
AUUCUGUACUGAUUAGAUAGAACCUAUCAUCUGAUGAUUGAACAUCUUUUAUCAUCCGCGUGCAUGCCCUCGGGGCCAGUUAAUGUGAAGUAUCUAUGAAAUGCUUAUGCUUAUCUUUCCUAAGCAUAAACAUACAGAGAUCUAAUCCAUGUGUAUCAAACAGCUUCUAUGGAGUCGACAGGAGCGAUGUCCAGCAUGACAGGUGUCACGACCUGCUAAUGACGCAGAUAUGUCCGGAAGCGACCAGGAUCCGCUGCCACCGAGGCCUCAGCUGCACGCGGGAAUUGAUGCUCAUUCCGUCCAUUCAAGCAGACGGCUGACGCCUAAAGAAUCACCUGCAUGCAAAGCCAGGUUCAACAGACGAACGAUGGAUGAGAUGAACCGGAAGGGGAAGAGGGAAAGAAGAGGGAGAAGGACGAAGGAAGAGCAGUAAAGGGCAGUUAAUUAUGGGCGGUGGCCCACCGAUCCAAGGUGACGCCCGGGGGAACCGCCAACCAGAUCGGGGCUCCCCUCAGCAGUGACUGGCUUGGACCUCCUCCGUCCUCUCUUCAACACCCUGUGUGUGUCUCUCUCUCUCUCUCCCUUUCCCUGUUCAUCAAUCAAUCAAUCAAUCAAUUAAUCCA